GGGAAUAAUACUUAUGACUGAGCCUUUUAAGUUUAGCCAAACACUCUUCCCUCGCCCCCUUCACACCGCUCGAUGAAGACACCUAAUCUCAGAGCAUUCAAAUCCCCAAUUCACGAUAGGCAAGAUCCAAGAUGUUACUUUGAUUUGUGAAUCUAUUUGGGAACAAUUCGAAUUGGGAAGCCAUUUCUUGAUAUUAUAAAUACCCUUUCAACUUCUGAUCAUCAGCCCCAAAUCAUCAUGGUUGCACCCAAAAUCAAGAAAAUUGUAAAUCAAAAACAAGAAUCUAAUGAGGAUAAACUCAGUAGUUUACCAGACUGUAUUCUGAUUCAUAUACUGUCCUUUCUCGAUACAGAAUCAGCUAUCAAAACCUCUGUGUUGUCUAAGCGUUACAGACUUUUGUGGACUUCGCUUCAAUGUCUUGAUUUCAAGUUUCAUGGAUGUUCUGUUGAUCGUUUUUUGUCGUUUGUUAACCAUGUUCUUGAACGCAGGGAACACAGCAAUCUCAGUAUGUUUCGUCUUUCGUUGAAAGAGCAGGUGAAUUCGGGCUUUCUUGAUAAUUGUAUUGCUUAUGCGAUGAAACACAAGGUGGAACAUCUCAGAAUCCGGGCUUACGCUGAUGAGCAUUCGCCAUUGACAUUGCCAAGUUUGUUGCUUAACUCCUCAUCAUUGAGAAUUUUACGCCUCAAUAACGUGUCAUGUUGUAGUAUAAUGUUGCCAAAGUCGCUUGCAUUGCCGGGAUUAAAAGUUUUACGGCUAAAAAAUUUUGUGUUUUCAGACGAAAACUAUAAUGGUGAACUUUUCUUGGGGUGUCCUAAUCUUGAGACAUUGAUUUUGAAUAAGUGUUCAAUAAGGCCUGAUGGUGAAGUCAAGGUUUUGGAUGUGAAAUGUUUGAACCUUAAGAAUUUGGAGAUAAGGCAUUGGAGGAGUCCGUGGAGAUGUUUUGAUGAACAUAUGAUUAGUGUAAAUGCGCCUAGGCUUUGUUCGGUUAAGUUUCAAGGUCAUAUUCCAAAUGUAGAUUUCAAGGAGGAUAUCUGGUGUUUAGAUGAAGUUUGCAUUGAUUUGUAUUGUCCAACGGCGUGCGCAAUGGUUGAUGUGAGUGAGAGAAGGCGAAGGACAUCGGAAUUUUGUAUGAGUAUGCUCCAUCAACUAUGUGAAGUGAAGUCUCUUGCUUUGUCGCUGAACACGAUUGAGAUUCUAUCUGCCAUUCCUUAUUUACAAGUAUAUGGACCUUCUAUAUUUCAAAAUUUGAGGUAUAUAAAGUUCAUGGCAGAGGAUAAACAUACAGUGUUGACAAUUCCGAUUAAUACUGUUACACCCUUAUUGGAGGGUAACGUCUCUGAGAUCACGAUAUUGGAUUUGGACGAUCCUAAGGAGCAGCAACUCUUGAUAAAUAUUAAGCGUUCAAGGAUAAAUGUUAUGUGCAAGGACGCGAUGAUCUCUAUACCUAUACAUGUCAUGUCCUACAUACUGGAAAGCUCCCCUUCUGCAGAACUUUUAAUUGUUGAACUCCCAAAAGGUAUCGUUGGACAAGAUCUCAGGAGAAAGAUGUUCACAAGAAAAUCGAUGUAUUGGCAUGCAGGGAUGCAAUAACAGAGUCUGUCUGUAACAACUAUUUCAUAAGAAUGUCUUGGUUUGAUAUUAGUUUGUGAAUUUUGUAAUUUCCUUACGCUUAGCGUAACAAAAAAUGUGCAGCAAACUGCAAAAUCUCUCUUUUUAUCCAAGUAUUAUAGGCAGGCUUGUGGAAGAAUUAAAUUCCUUUGAGGAGUUUUGAAUGAUGAAAUUUGGUAUUAUAUCUGACUUUCUGAUU
Molecule: messenger RNA, 1807 nt
Organism: Olea europaea var. sylvestris
Lineage: Eukaryota; Viridiplantae; Streptophyta; Magnoliopsida; Lamiales; Oleaceae
Product: F-box/FBD/LRR-repeat protein At2g04230-like
Exons: 4
Coding region: 238-1590 (450 amino acids)
Molecular function (GO): protein binding
Source: RefSeq, a predicted model, not a curated record